AUGUCUCUCUCCUCGGACAAGCAGCCAGUUCUACCCAGAAAUGCCUUGAUAACCCCUUCCGUUUCUCCCCCUCCCUCUCUCCGUCUUGCCUCGCCAAAAUUAAGACGAAAAUCCACCUCACGGCCACCUCCCAACAAACGCGCACGGACGAGCGAACCUCCAUCCUCUCCAGAUCCCUCUGGCUCCCAUACCCCUACCGACACAUCGACUACUUCCCCAGUCGUAAAUCCAACUCGUGAUGAAGCAUGGCGAGCCUCCUCUCAGCGGCUUCUUAGCGUGUGGUCCCAACUUGCCGAGAGGUAUAAUGUCCCCCUUGACCAGGACGAUAUCGUCGAUUUGCGAACCGUCAAGCUGGUCAAGGAUCGCGGCAUUACGCGCCGCCUAAAGAAGGGCUACAGGAUUGGCUACUUUGGCGACCCUACUCCGGACGACGCAGAUGCUUCGAGCGAGGACGAUAGGGACGGUGAAGACGAGAUCGAUUCGCUGCCACGGCCUGAGCCCAAGGUGCCUAUAAAGCUAGAGAUGGAGAAGACGAAUCGUGUUCUUCCCCCUUUUACGGAGAUGAAUCCUGCGGACGCAGAUGACCUUAAAGCCUUCUUGGAGGAAGAGGAGCAGAGGAGGGCCAUCGGUGGUGUGGAUGACGACCCAGAUGAAGAUGAGGUAGCAGAGAAUGUCGCGACGGACUUCGAGGACUUUGUAGAACUCGGAACAGACGAAGAAGACGAACAUUCAGAUUGGGUGACAGAACGAGUCGUGCGGGUGGACUCCCGAAGAACCCCAAUAAGACGCACACCGGCGCCGCGUCCCUACGCCACCGCGCCGAACUCCUGGCCGUCAGACGUCUCGGUCAGAAGCAUCGCGACCGCAAACACCUCUGCCACGGACACCUUCGCCAAGUCCAAAUAUCAUAGACCUGACAACACCUUCUCCUCCAUCUUCACCAGGCACACCUUUGUUGCGCCAAAGAUCAUUGUCACGAGCGCGACAUGUUCGUCUGCCAUCUUCCUCUCCUUUCCGACCCAGAGCCAGUACUUCAAGUAUAUUAGACGAGGACGUGGAAGAUAUCUUCGUGCCCCCUUCGUCCCUUUCCAAGAUUGCUACACGACCGCUAGCGUCCCGAAACACACAGUUGCGAACUCCACCUUUAUCUUUAGCCAGCAGCAGCACGCCAGAGCUUAG
This is a messenger RNA of Phanerochaete carnosa HHB-10118-sp, 1179 nucleotides long. RefSeq lists its product as uncharacterized. Gene Ontology annotation, cellular component: nucleus. The transcript is spliced from 2 exons. NCBI's taxonomy places the organism in Eukaryota, Fungi, Basidiomycota, Agaricomycetes, Polyporales, Phanerochaetaceae. The coding region runs from base 1 to 1179 and encodes 392 amino acids. Gene Ontology annotation, molecular function: histone binding. The record is from RefSeq and is a predicted model, not a curated record.